AGGCGGAGAUGAGACGCUCGAACACAACGGAGCCGUGGAGGCCGACAUUCACCCAGUGCGCAUGCGCUAUCCAGUUUUCGGGGAUGGGUCUAUCGAUGGAAUCAAGAUGGCGACUCUGGCAAAAGCGCCAAUAUAUUUACUGAAGUAGAUGUCCAAAAUUGCCCGCGGUAGCGGCUUUUCUCAAGCCCCUCGUGGGGUCCGCGAAGCAUGACGACCGGGGGCAUGUUUUGGAAGAGGAAUUGACCGGGUUUGAUACCGCAACGAAGUCGGCGAGAUGUGCGAGAGCUAUGCCCGCUCGCUGCUGCGUGUGUCGGUGGCGCAGAUCUGCCAGGCUCUGGGCUGGGAUGCCGUUCAGCUCACUGCGUGCGAUCUGCUGUCCGACGUGUUGCAUCGGUAUAUCCAGCAGUUGGCCAAGGUCUGCCAUCGGUACACCGAGCUCUAUGGAAGGACGGAUCCGGUCCUGGACGAUGUCAGCCAGGCCUUCAGGCUGCUGGGCGUGAGUCUCAGUGAACUGGAGGACUAUGUCCACAACCUGGAGCCCGUGCCCUUCGCCCAGCAAACACCACUCUUUCCUGUCAGCAAAAACAAUGUCCUGCAGUUCCCUCAGCCCGGAGCCCGAGAUGCAGAGGAAAGGAAGGACUACAUUCCAGAGCACUUGCCUCCUCUGGUCUCCUUACAAGAAGAAGAGGAGGAGGAGGAGGUCCUCACUGACAUGGGCACCUCAGCUGAAGCUAUGCAGGUGCCACUGGAAGAAGACGAAGAGGAAAUCGACGAUGAUGAGACCGUCAAUGAUGAGAACUACCCACUGAAGAGGCACCUGGACAGCCCAGAUGCAGGUGUUGGCAUGAUGCCUACUUCCAAGAGACCACGCAUGUACCCUGGCCUCAGCCCAGAAUGGGGGGUUGAGCCCCGGGAGCCCCUUACGUCUCUCAACCCGCAACGUGUUCCCCCGGGCAUGCUGCCUUCUCAUGAUAGCCUUGACCCCCUUUCACCUGAAACACCUCCUGGAGCCCUGCCUCCCUUCAGACCUCAGCCGGCAGUACCAAAACACUCUGAUCAAAAGGGCCUAACCACUCCAGGAAGAAAGCCUAAGGUGUCUUCCCCUGGCAGACAACGGACUAAGUCCCCUAAAGGGGGGAUUCCUGUUGCGGUGGGUGGCAGUCCUAUCCACUCUCCAAAAUCGUCUAAGGAAAGGAAGAAAUCCCCAGCCAGGACGAAAAGUCCUAAAAGCCCCAAGAGCCCAAAGAUGGGUUCGGUCAAAGCAUCUCAACCUCCGAGCAAAACGGAUGUUGUGCAUAAGCUGCCGCUGUCUGCGCUGAGUGAGAGGAUGGGCAAAGAGAACAUCCAUAUGCGUCAGAAUAUAGAGGAUAGGGAGUUUGACGAGGGCCCAUUUAAGAAACUAGAGCCCGACGAUACAGCUAUCGAUGACUCCAUCGAUGCUGUGAUUGCCAGAGCGUGUGCCGAGCGGGAGCCUGAUCCUUUUGCCUUCUCGUCCGGCUCUGAUUCAGAUAGCAAUGGAUUCUCCAGUCCCAGGAGACUGACCAUUAUGGAGCCAUCUACACCUAAAGUCCCGAUUGGGAUCAGCAUUUCCGUAAAAGACACAUCUACGCCACUUCACCUACAGGCCCACGCAGGCCUAGGAAACUGGACUAUGGAUGAUUCAAUCAAUGAGGUGAUCCGAAAGGUUAACCAGGGGGGUCCGUCUGCAGCCCCGCCAAACCAAGAAGUGUACGUUUCAUCAGGAUCCGCCUCGCCACCUACUCCUGAACCUCUGCUCAAGCUGUUUGAGGAGAAGAACAAGAUUGUGCCACCAGUAGACAUCAAGAAAAAGCUGAAGAAGGAGCUGAAAACUAAAAUGAAGAAGAAGGAGAAAGACAAGCCGAAAGACAAAGCCCGGGAAAAGGAUAAGGGCAAGGUAAAAGAGAAGAAUAAGGAGAAGAACAGGGAUAAAAACAAGGAGUUUUCCAAGGAUGCCAAGAUGCCCUGGAAGGAAUUUGGAUUGAAGGACGAUGAGCUCUUUGUUCAGCGUGACUUUACCCUGCCUGAGGGUUCCAUCAAGUUCAAGUCCAGAGAUGGAGAUGUUCCUAAGAAGGAGAAGGAAAAACACAAAGAAAAAAAGAAGGACAAAGACAAGCGCGAGAAGGGCAAAGACAAGCGCGAGAAGGGCAAAGACAGGCAGAAACAAUCUGCCUUGGCCUCUUUUUCUCUGGGCGAAGUCCCAGCACUGUUCAGCCCCUCUGCCUGCCUGCGUAUCCCCACCAUGCUUCCUCCUCUGGCCCCCAUGCUCCAGGACAAAGACACAAAGAGCAAAGAGAAGGAAAAGAAGAAAGACAAGAAGGAGAAGAAGAAAAAGAAAGAUAAAGAGAAGGAGCGAGAGAAGGCCAAAGAAAAGGAGAAGGAAAAAGAAGAGAAGAGGAAAGAAAAGGAGAAACGAGAAAAGGAGAAGGAAAAAGAGAGGAUUCGAUUGGAGAAGGUGAAAGUAGAAACUCCAGUUGCUUUACCAUCUCCAGUCAUCCCCAGACUGACGCUCAGGGUCGGAGCAGGCCAGGACAAAAUAGUUAUAAGCAAGGUAGUUCCAAACUCGGAGCCCAAGCCGCCAGCGCCCAAGACCCCCGUUGCCAAGUCUGGACCUGGGAAUCGCCCUCGAACGCCUCCUCCGCCCCCGAUACUUUCCCCGAUCAUACCCACUCUGCCACCGCCCGUGCCUCCACUUCCUCUAGCUCCAGCCCCUUCGUCUUUGCUCUCCAUGGCCCCCAUGCUCUCUCCCGCCGCUUCCCACAAAACGCCGGUCCGCAGCGUAGUGACUGAGACUGUCAGUACCUACGUGAUUCGAGAUGAAUGGGGAAACCAGAUCUGGAUUUGUCCUGGAUGCAACAAACCUGAUGACGGCAGUCCCAUGAUAGGAUGUGAUGAUUGUGACGACUGGUAUCAUUGGCCCUGUGUUGGAAUGCUUACAGCGCCCCCCGAGGACCAGCAGUGGUUCUGUGUCAAAUGUGCCAGCAAGAAGAAGGACAAAAAACACAAGAAACGGAAACACAAACUGCAUUGAGACUAUGCAAAAAGCACAUAUCUCUGACUGUUUUUGGACUGAAAGCCAUCACUGAACACUUGUGGCACUGCUGUAAAAUAAAAAGAAAAAGAAAAGAAGAAAGUUUAAGAAUUUUGGCUGAUACUCUCCUCUGAGUUUUUUUAAUGACGUCAGCCGUGAUGCAUUGUGAUUUUGGUAAGGAGAAGAGAAAAAAACAGGCUCUAACCAACACAUAAUCCAGCCUUAGUUCUCAUAUGGGCUCUGUGGUUUCCCCCUAUACACCUGUGAGUUGUUUGCUUGUUUUGGGUGUCCACUCGAAGGAGUUGUGUUUGUAUCAGGACACCAUGACAAUUUGUAUAAGAUGAAGACUCCGCAAAGCAGAACAAGAGGACAGUGAACAUCCUUUGUCUUAACUUCUGUUUCCUUCAUGUUGCCACAGACGGCGUGACUUCCGAAUCAAACCUCUCCCCAGUUUUCUGCAGUAUCAUUGAAAUGUCAUGUAUAUAAUGAUGAUGGCAUCAGGCAUGUAUAAAAAUGUAAAUACCAACUUCCCAGCCAAGUGCAUUUUGUUCUUAGGAUUAUGACCUGUUGAAUCCAUUUUCAGAUAUUGGUUUUUAACUCAAAUAAUUUUCUGUACAUUUUUUUAAAUUUAAAGUUUGUAUUUUUAUUUUUUCUGCAUAUGGAUUUGUCCCCGAGUUAUGCUGUAGCCGUGCUUGUAAUGUAAUUAAUUUCGCUGAUACUUCACUAUUAAAGAUGAACAGUCUGUGUACUCGCAGACUUUAAGACGUAAA
Messenger RNA from Scophthalmus maximus (turbot), 3819 nucleotides. RefSeq names its product TAF3 RNA polymerase II, TATA box binding protein (TBP)-associated facto (gene taf3). The coding region runs from base 275 to 3049 and encodes 924 amino acids. The record is from RefSeq and is a predicted model, not a curated record. Gene Ontology annotation, cellular component: transcription factor TFIID complex. Gene Ontology annotation, molecular function: protein heterodimerization activity. The transcript has 7 exons. Lineage: Eukaryota; Metazoa; Chordata; Actinopteri; Pleuronectiformes; Scophthalmidae.